GCUGACAGGACUUGGAAUUCGUUCCUUUGCCCAACAUCUCGUUAUACCUCCUCCAUCAAGAGACCCCUCCCGUUUCCUCAAGCUGUGUUUUCGCAAGCUGCGACGUCACCAAGUUCAGAGUCUUUUGUCGUGGAAACGUGGCUGUGAACAGCACUUGCCUUAUCUUGUAGCCUCACCAAACAUCUGCGCGACUAUCACUCAUUAUGGACGUAAACACAUCAGAAAACGAUACACGAGUUCAGCGAUCACAACCCUCCACUGCCCCUGACAAGCGGCCAGUCGAUGACCCACCACAUUCCGACAUCUCAGAAUCCGCAGACCUCGACAACAAUGACGAAAACACCGACGAAUGUGCGCCAGAGGCUGCUGAGAUGCAAACUCUUUGCUAUGAUCCACUUCAAGGCCCUGACAUUCGACUAAUCACUAUCGAUCCUGCGAUGCAGGACGGGAAGCUCAAACUUACUAUGGAGCAAGUGCCGCUUACUGAUGCGCUUGAUUUCCAUGUGCUGUCAUACGUCUGGGGCGAUUCUACAUACAAGAAGACCAUUGUUGUGAACGGCCAACGAUUGGACGUAACGGAGAACCUCCACGACUUCUUGGAGACAACCCGCAAAUACGAAACGAACUUCCUAUCGCACCACGAGCACCUAGAUUACAAAACACUCUACAACACAGGAAAUGCUCAAACAGUCGCCGGGUCAUCUAUAGGCAAAGUGACCGGCCCCGCUACCAUGCCUGCGCGAUUCUGGAUCGACGCUAUCUGCAUCAACCAGAACGAUUUAAACGAGAGAAACGAACAGGUACCUCGGAUGGGCGACAUAUAUUCGAUGGCGAGUCGGGUAUGGAUCUGGAUGGGGUUGCCGUCGAAGAUCCUCAGCGAAGACUUUGAUCUAGAAGUACUGAAGCGAGGCUUAGACUACGGUGUACAAGAUUCCUUCAAACAUCCCCCUUCAGACGAACUACGAGGUUAUUACCACGGCGAAGUCACUGCUGGCAAACUAAGAGUUACGAGGAGAGCUCCAGAUACACCUUUGAUAGAGCAGUUUGCUGCACAUCAGCGUCAAGUGGUCAUAGAAAGGACGAUCGUUCGACUGCGAGCGAUGGGGUUUGUGCUCGAGCCCGGCCCUAUGAUGGACAUGAUGUUCCAGCAGUAUACACAGAUCUAUGGUCACUUCUCAUCAGAAGACGCACAUGCGCCUUUCAACAGGUUUACACGACAGCUAGCAAGUCUCCUCAGUCAACCCUACCUUACAAGAGUUUGGAUCAUACAGGAGUACGUUUUGAAUCCCAGAACACCGAUCGCACUUCUUGGGAGCUUUGUAUUAGAUUUGCAGCAUCUUAUUGGUACGGUGAUGCGGUUGUUGCGGGAAACCCAUUUGAUGAACGAGCACUCGAAAGCCCUCGUCUUUGCCACAGUGGGCCAAGCGGCAACUCUGAUCACUUUGCAUGAAGUAAGAAUGGAAUGGCACGGUUCAUCAUACGUUGGCAACGCCGAGGGAGGCUUGACGCGCCUAUCACCAGGCGAGCGACUGAACCAUCUUCUACAGCAACUGUCCAAUAGGCGGUGCACCAAUCCAGUAGACCGAUUCUACGGUAUCUUGGGCUUCUUAAACCACCACGAACUGCCUAGAUCACUGCUCCCCGACUACAGCCUACCAGUUGAGCAAGUAGCCCAGGCAUACACACGAUACAUCAUCGAGAGCACUGGUGAUUUGGAGAUCAUUGAAUGCACUAUGAGUCAUGAAUCUACAGACUGUCCUAGCUGGACAGCACACGCGACAAGUUUUACGGGUCAGCUCAGCACGCAUAUCACUGUUUCCAAAGGCAGAAACCCCCACUCUUUCUCGGAAGAUGGACGUUGUCUUACCCUAGAGGGGACCUUUCUUGGGGAAAUUGUUAAGUGUAGCUGCACAGAUCGUCCAGGCGAAACUAUGGGCGAACAUCUCAAGUACUUGGACGAGGAGUUGUUCGAAACAGCGUCUCAAAUCACCGGCAAGCCCAAGAGCGAGAUCUUUAAGUUCUGGCUGAAUGAGCAAGUAGAUGCUCAGGGGGACUUGCUUCCCUCCAACUUCAAGAAUUUUGACAGCAUGCAAGAACUUCUUCGACGCUAUCACGAUAUCUGUGAAGAUAUCCCCCAAGAAGCCCUCGAUGGUCUCAACCGUUCGAGUAUUACGCAAAAGCACAUCAUCUUCCAGACCCCCUGCCGCGACCCCAAGUUGCUGUACGCGAUUCUCCGCCUAGCAGAUCCGAGAUUCUGCCUUCUUUCCACAGGGCAAAUCAUGGUGUGCUUCUUGAAGCAUACAGAGACUAACGUCAUGAGCCGGACACAUGGAGAGAAUGACUGUGCGUGGGCAUUGAAAGGUUUAUGCAUGCCUGCUAUCCUACGGCCAAAGGGUGAUGCGUAUGAGUACUGUGGACCACUAGUUUCAGUUUGCUCAUUGAUGAAAGAUCGGAUGGUCAAAAGGGAGAAGGAUCAUCUUUUCCUGGAUGAUGAGUUCUUCGCGACUAGGAAGGUGCAGCAGGUGACAUUGGUCUAGAAAACAUACCUCGAUUCGUUGCUUUGGUCUAAGGUCAGGUCGAGCAUUGAAAAAUCCCCACCAAAUGAUCUGAAUGCAGCUGAUGUUCAUCAUUCCUCGUGAUGUUCACGUUCGUCAUUAUGAUUGCAGUAAUGACAGCGGCUCCGACGACAGCAGCGUUGCUAACGAUUGAUUCUUCAUUGUCGGACCCUGAUGCAAUUGUCAUAGUCGUCCAGAUGUCACCUGCAUUGCAGUCUUUUUGUUGCCCUGAUGGGAAAAAGUGGGCGCUAAAACGCUGGUAUCUCUGCAAGAAGGCAUUGUAAUUUCAGAUCACCA
Alternaria rosae is the source of this 2852-nucleotide messenger RNA. Its product is annotated as heterokaryon incompatibility protein-domain-containing protein. The record is from RefSeq and is a predicted model, not a curated record. Bases 204 to 2537 code for a protein of 777 amino acids. The transcript has a single exon. NCBI's taxonomy places the organism in Eukaryota, Fungi, Ascomycota, Dothideomycetes, Pleosporales, Pleosporaceae.